CGCCACGGCCCGGCCAUGGCUCUGAACGGGGCGCGGAAGGACCGCCCCCGGGGCGGUGCCGGCCUCUGCUCCGGAACCACUCUCUGGCGGUCUGGGGCCAGCAUGUCUGCCUCCUCUUCCAGAAGGAAGAGCAAGGGGCGCUCGGCUGCGGGAGGUGGCUCCCCACAAGAUGCUCCCCUCGGAWCUGCCGCGGCUGGGCCGCUAACGCUACGCGUCGCCGAUGCCGUGGAGGCAGGAGAUGACAAAGUCCCGAAGAUGCUGCGCAGAGCGCUGGCGCAGCUGUCACUGAGCAGYAUGAAGUCUGCGGAUCUCUGCAUAGGGCGGCCGGCCCUGCUCACGUCCGCUGAUGGGCGGCAGGAGGUCUGCACUGCUUGGCCCACUGCAGGCUUUCCAGGUGGGAAGAUUGGGCUGCAUGAAACCACACAGAAGAGCCUGAAAGUAAAUCCUGGCGAUGUUGUCACUGUGCAGCCUGUGACUGGUGCAGUCAUCCAGGCAGAGGAAGUCGAUGUAAAGUUGAGGGACAAAGAUGCCACGGUUAAUGCUGAGGAAAUGUCUGUCUGUCUGCUGAGAAACCUUGAUGGGAAAAUAGUACUACCAGGAAACCUCUUGGCUUUCACUUACUAUGGCAAACUUUGCAACAUUGUGGUGAUGAAAGUGAAGGGGACUGAUGGUGCAGAGCUGAUUGCCCAGGGCAGUGCCAUUCCUAGUGAUUCCAAUGAGGCAGACCUUGAGAGAUCUGAUUUGGAGACAAGUGCCUUAGAUUUGUCCUUACAGCUCAGCAGGAUGGAUAUUGGUGAUGGUCCAGAGGUUGUUUCCAUGAGCACCCCGAACAAAGCCAUGGAUCCAGGCUCAGCGGUCACACCCAGCGGUCCGGAAUCCAGCGAGGGAGAUGGUGCAGACCUCACUCGGGAUUUGGAWCUGGCUGGGAAAGGCAGCAAUGAAGGACUCCCACUAACAGGCCAGAUUGGAGCMGUGAGCAAUACAGAUUGUUUUUACUUCAUUUCUUCAAGAACUAAACUCAAUUUUAUUGAACCAAGGACCAGUGUAGCAGCAGAUGGCGAGUGGGAGUCCCGGGUCACCUAUGACAUGAUAGGAGGUUUAAGCAGCCAGCUSAGAACUAUCAGAGAAACAGUUGAACUGCCCUUGAAGCAACCUGAACUGUUCAAGAGUUAYGGGAUCCCUCCUCCUCGGGGAGUGCUGUUCUAUGGCCCUCCAGGAACUGGGAAGACCAUGAUUGCCAAGGCCAUUGCCAAUGAGGUCGGCGCUCACGUUACUGUUAUUAAUGGCCCUGAAAUAAUAAGCAAAUUUUAUGGGGAGUCUGAGUCRAGGUUACGUCAGAUAUUCGCUGAGGCUUCUGUCCGUCGGCCCUCAAUUAUAUUUAUAGAUGAGUUGGAUGCRCUGUGUCCAAAGAGAGAAGGGGCUCAGAAUGAAGUGGAAAAGAGGAUUGUUGCUUCAUUGCUGACAUUAAUGGAUGGCAUUGGCUCAGAAGGCAGUGAAGGGCAGCUGUUGGUCCUUGGGGCCACCAAUCGCCCCCAUGCCCUGGAUGCAGCACUGCGCAGGCCAGGGCGUUUCGAUAAGGAGAUCGAAAUUGGAAUUCCCAAUGCCCAGGACCGGCUGGACAUACUGCAGAAGCUUCUCAAGAAAGUUCCCCAUUCACUCACAGCAGAGCAGUUGGUGCAACUGGCUGAUAGUGCACAUGGUUAUGUGGGUGCAGACUUGGCAGCCUUGUGCAAGGAAGCAGGUUUGUAUGCCCUGCGGAGAGCCCUGGGGAAGAGGCCCAACCUGUUAGACACCGAGGUGGCUGGGUCAGUGAUGAUUGCUUUCAAUGACUUCCUGCAGGGGAUGAAUGAUGUCAGGCCCAGUGCCAUGAGGGAGGUGGCAAUUGAUGUGCCAAAAGUAUCUUGGUCAGACAUAGGAGGACUGGAAGAARUCAAGCUGAAAUUGAAGCAGGCAGUUGAAUGGCCUCUCAAACAUCCCGAGUCCUUCAUCCGCAUGGGGAUCCAGCCUCCCAAAGGUGUCCUGCUUUAUGGACCUCCUGGGUGCUCAAAAACCAUGAUAGCAAAAGCUUUGGCCCAUGAAAGUGGCCUCAACUUCUUGGCAGUAAAGGGGCCUGAGUUGAUGAAUAAAUACGUUGGUGAGUCUGAACGAGCAGUGAGAGAGAUCUUCAGGAAAGCCAGAGCAGUGUCUCCUUCMAUUCUUUUCUUUGAUGAAAUAGAUGCCUUGGCAGUUGAAAGGGGAAACUCUUCAGGUGCUGGAAAUGUAGCAGACCGUGUCUUGGCACAGUUGCUGACGGAAAUGGAUGGGAUAGAACAGCUGAAGGACGUGACAAUUUUGGCAGCUACGAACAGACCGGACAUGAUAGACAAGGCCUUGCUGAGACCGGGGCGAAUAGACAGAAUUAUCUAUGUGCCAUUGCCCAAUGCAGCCACUCGCAGGGAAAUCUUCAAGCUCCAUUUCAAGUCCAUGCCAGUCAGUGAUGAAGUCUGCUUGGCUGAGCUCGUGGAGCGCACACAGAAGUACUCGGGAGCAGAGAUAGCAGCAGUCUGUAGGGAAGCAGCUCUCCUAGCUCUCCAGGAAGACAUCCAUGCCAAAUCUGUCACAGGCCAGCACUUCCGGAGUGCGCUGACGGUCGUGAGCCCGAGGAUUCCCGACUCAUUAAUCCAGUUUUAUGCAGAUUACCAGCAGCAAAGUGGACUGCACRCGCUCUGAAAGGCAAAUUAAUACAUACCCCAUUCACUGUGUGAAUGGCAAAUUUCCUUUGUAAAGCUGUCAGAGGCCAAAGAGUUUUGUACUGUGAGUGAGCGGAACAUCCGGAGUUAACUGAGAUGCAGAAUUGCUGUAAUAAAAAUCCUCGUGGAUUUUGAGUGUUGAGUGUCACAAAUAUUGUCAUAAACAUUAGAUUUUACCAUUUCAGUGGUAUAACCUGCAUUUUAGAAGUAGUCAGAUUUCUGGUCUAAGUCAGUUUAUCUCAGACCACAUUCAUGUAUCCAGAAAAUUCAGAUUCUGAUAGUUGGAUGGAUUCGUGGUCCUAAAGAAGCAACAUAUGAUGUUACUGCCUUCAUUUGUUCCUGCCUUGAUCACAGUUUAAUCCCAAGGACCAUCCUGAGGUGCAGACCUGUGGAGUGGCCUCACUACAAAAAAUGCUGAAAAUUAUUGUGAAUCUUUUGAUUUAUGCUCUCCAGUAAAGCUGCCAAACAGGCUUUCCAAGAUAAAGUUAAGGCAUCCGGAUUGAUUGCAGCCAAACAUUUAUCUUUGGUCUUUACCAACUCCUUUUUAGACAUACUGGCAAGCAGGCAUCUUAAAAACUGCCCACCCCUUGACUUACCUGAACCCAGUGCCAGGUGCCAGCAAAAGAUUUCUGUUGUUGGUGUUUAUUUCCAUCAAAAUAAACAGGAAUGUUGAUAAAUAAAUAGGUAUUUUAAUUGAAUACUAAUUAAUGAAUAAGGAAACCUCCUUGCAAAAACUGUUGUGAAUGACCAUGAAAUACUUCAGGGACAGACAGAUAAAAUCUUCUCAAGUUGUUUCUUCAUUAUAUCAUCUGUUGAAACAAUAACAGGUCCUUGUGGGCUCUCUGCUCUUGCAGUUAAGCAAACUAAUAUUUAGUUUUUUUCCCCGCAGCAGAAAGAUUGAGCUUUUCUAGUCCAGACAUAAAAAGUUGAGGGAAAGAUUAACCAAAACCRACACAAACUUCAACAGCAAGGUAAUUUCUUCACCUUGAUUCUGGUUUUCCUCUUUUUAUUUAGUUCCACAGCAUCCACAUUUUGUAGCUUUUAAACUGAAAUCUAUUAUUUUUAAAUGACAGCUUUUUUAUUACUGUUAUGCUAACCUAUUGUUGCUGUAAUUAGCAUUUAAUWUUAUUAUUGCCAACAAGGAUUAGAGGAUGAGGAAAAGGGGGUCUUUAUUUAGUUCAGCUGAUGUGUGUGAAGCUUUUCUGUUUGACUCUUUAAUAGUACAGCAGAUAGAGGGAAGGGAAACUGGAAAAGUUGCCUUGGGGAUCAAGACUGCAUUUGAAACUACUUUAUCCUUAUUUUCUAAUUCUGCAUACUCCAACUUGGACCUCAGAAUGUGAACCAUUCAUCAUAACCAUUAAACUUUUGAGGUUUUCAGAAAUUAAAUGCCAUACCUUUAUCCCCUGGCACUUUACUCCAGUGUCUGCUKCUGAAGGGAGGAAAGAGAGACUGCAAUUUUUAUUGCCAAUAAUGAAUUCUAUUUGUGAUUUUGUAGCCUAAAAAUAACACCACUCCAGGUGAUGUUCAAACUAGAUGGCCAGUCCCUGGGAAGUGCUCAGGUUUAUUGGGAACAUGCACCAAGGARUGAAUGUGAACUGAGAACCUAGAAGAGAGGCAGGUGGGAACUGGCUGCCUUUUCCCUUUGUGGACUCCUGCUGCCCAUUGAAUUUUAGGACAUGAGGAGAGAAUGCUGGCCCAUGUCUGCUAUUUGURCCUURGGAAAAAAUCCCAUCCCUGCAAACRUUUAUCCUUGUACCUGUAUGUUACCACAUUUAUCCACAGGGUCCCAAAUCUCGUGGUACACACCUGCAUGCCUGAAGUGCUUUUAAAUGCAGGAAGCUUCCAUUUUUGUGCUUGGGUUUGUGAAAUUUGAUUUUUUCAAAAACUAAGUUAUUCUUUGAAAAAAAAAAAACAAUUACAAAUUUGUGGAGUCCCUAGGAGGUGUCUGUUGCUCCCAAAAAACUGUUUGGAAACCUAUGCCAGUCUGAUGCCAGUCAGGUACUUACUCUGUCCCAAGCCACUGAUAAAUUGAGAUUUAAAGGAAGGUAUACUUGUUUCCCUGUCUGUUUACUAAGGACAGAUCACUGUUAAUGUGGAUAAGCAAAUUGAAACCCACUUAUCAGAAUUCUGGAAAAUGGCUGAAAAUUCAGUUUUGUUAAAAACAUAGGGGCAGCAUAGCCCUUUCAUCAUGCAGCUUGGUGAGAGCUGAGCACCCUGAGCCUCUCGUUGGAACUUACUGAUGAGGGCACUGUAGGACAGAGCACUCCAGGACCAUCUCCUGUCAUUUACAGGARCUGGUUUUAGUUCAGAGCCAACUGCUCUCAACGUGUUCUGCUGAACACCUCGUGCCUUUGCAUCGACUCAGAUCUCUUGCACUGUGAGCCCAUAAAAGCCCAAACACCUCUGUGUUACACAGCAGCUCAAAGAUAGAGGCACUCUCUCUUCUGCUGGAUGUUGUUGUUGYGUUUCCAUGAGAUUUGAUUUUAAUAAAAGCAUUUUGAGGCUCAGUGAACCUCAGCGGAGAAGACAUCUGAGAAGAACAUCUCURUCCCAUCCUCUCUUUAGCUGCUUGGACAUACUUCUUUACCUUCUUUAAAAACAUCGUCUUUUUCCUGCCUGCUGUUAUCUUUUGGAGCCAGUUUUUGGCCCAAAUACUGCUUGAGUUGCAGAAUUGUUAACAUUAAAUCAACUUUUCAACAUUUCAGGCACAUUUGUUUAAAUACAAAAAUCUACCUUUUUCCUCCAAUACAAACCUCAAGCAAAAUGGCAUAAAAUGUCUUUUGACAGUUUGGCCAGAAAUGACCAGUAGAGUAUUUAUGAUCAAAAUGCAAAAUUGUCUUCACUUAACUUGAAAAAAAGUUCGGUCCUGUGUUCUGCCUAAUGCAUGAAACAGAUUUUUCACUGCAAGUUCGAUAUACAGUUCUUAAUCCUGGAAGAAAGAAUGAGGUUUAUUGUGGAUAAUUUUCCUGCAACCUCUGAAUGAGAGCAGAAUGUAAGCUCAGGUUCAAGGGCAGACAUCAGUGACAGAAUAAAAGAAACUUAUUUCAAGGAUAGUUUUUCAAAAUCAUUGAAUUUAGACUUGUCAGCACUUUCAAUUAUUAUAUCCUUAAAGUUGAUUUUUGUGGAUUCUGUAUGCUGGCUCUUCCCUUUCAGCUUCUUUACUCAUUUUAAAUGUCAARGUGUGGUGAUUCCCCUCUGGAAGCUGGGCAUGUGCCAAACAUAAUGCUGCUGGAACUGGGCACCUAUGGAAGCCUGGGAGUGAUGUUUCCUGGUGAAGCAGGGCUCAGACUCUGCUGAUGGGGUGUGGAGAAGGGACAAGUGGAAGCCAAAUCUGGUGCUUUGCCRUGUGGUGCCCAGGAAGAUGAAGUUCAGUGAUGGACACAAGUUGGUGGGCAGGAGAACUGUGGGCUGAGAACUGUCCCUCAUUAUUGCACUUAGGGCCAUGAGGAGCCUGGCCUGAAGGAUUUUGGCUGUUUCUGGCUCUGCCAGAGAAAGCAACAGAUGUGUGGGUGAGCACUAGAAAUUAGUGCUAGAAAUACCCAUGUUCAAGGGUUGUGGUAUCCUAGCAUGUAGUGCUGGAACUUCGGAGGAAUUGGACCUGGAAGAGAAAGAGUCACCUGUUGGAAGGUGUCACAACCUUGGCAAAAGGCCCUGAAAUAAUUAGUAAAGAACAGGCACAAAGACCUUGCCUUGCUUCCUGUGAUCCCAAAGUUGGGAUAAAAGUGCAUGUGCUUGCAUUCACACUCCGGAGCCUUGAGAUUACUGCUGGGCUGAUGCGGUCUGGGGCAUGGGAAGUGGUUUGCAGUGGGAUACAUUUAGAAACUUGCUUUUACAUUGUGACCCUUUUGUAUUUGUAUUUAACAUCGUUGCUACGGUUGUAGGCAAUUGCAGUAAUUUUUGUCUCYUGGGAAUGCCAAAAUCUUUGGCUUUUGCUGAUGCCCUUUUUGCCUUGACAUGGAAGGCAAUACCACGGGUGGUCUGAUGUGUGCACUUGGGUAAGGAGCUUUGCUGAGGGAGUAGGUGCAAGAGGCAGAAUUGCUGUUGUGGUAUGCCAUGUUUUGCCCGUCUGGCAGGUCAACAUCUGGAAGACAAAUAUUUCAGCUGAAACCUACUCCUAAUCCUGAGCUUUGUGUCCACUCCUUCCACAAGUGCUCCUGUUCAUUUAUUAACCUCCUCUGCUGAAAACUCAGCCGCACGUUUUCACCAGGCCUUUGUGUGUUCUGGGUUAAACAUUUUAAACGGUGUCAUUCUUCCACGCAGACCUAAAUCCAACAGYUCCAGAGGCCCUGAUAGGAGAAGGAGAUGUGUGUUUUCUCUGUUAACUGGCCUGCCAAGGACAGGAGGGAUGAGGGGGAGAGAGCCCCGCUGUGUUUGUGUGGCAGGACUCCAGCRAGAGCGCAGGUGUUGCUAGAGGAGGCAAUGGCAACCAGAUGACAUUCCUUCCCCUUGGAACUAGCAUGGAGCCAUUGCUCAAACUGACUGUGGAUCCAGCAGCUGGACUCAAUGAUCUUAAAGGUUCAUUUCCAACCUAAAUGACUCUGUGAUACUCUUCCAACAAAACUGAAGGCUCGCGUGCUGUCUGUGUGUGCCUGCGUAAAAUCCAUGGCAGUAAAGCUUGGGUUCCUAUAAAUAAAAGAUUAGGGGAGUAGAAUCACUCUUGGCAACCAUUGGGAAGACACUAGAAGAUGGUCCAGACAGUGAUUUGUCCCAGCUGAGAGCUGAACUACCUUUCUGGAGGUGCUGAGGGGGCAGCUGAUGUCAGGAGGGGUCCUCAGCACUUACCUAGAGCAAGUACCUUGAGGGAGAUGGAAAGAAUUGAGAGCAGCAACCCUCAAUAUAUUGAGAAAAAUAUUUUAUCAACUUGUGCAAAUAGAUCCUGUUUGCAUAAAUGGUUCUGGAAAAGCUGUUGAUCUCUUCCUYUCUCACCUGUGUGUGUGGCAUUAACCAGGCACCCCAGGGAUUUUUUUAUCUCUUUUGCUAACACUGAGGAGUUUUCACAUCCCUGUUUGGUAAAAUGGCUCUGCAUCAGCCAAGUGUGGAAAGGGCUUUGAUAACGUUCAAGGUGAAACACUUGUCAGCUCUCACUUUAUCCAGGAACGGAUUAUCUGGGCUGUGGAAUAAUGAGGUCAUGUCUUUCCUCCACACCGCUGGCAAGAGCUUCGGAUUUCACACAGGGGCAGCUGCUUACACCGAGCCUGCUCUGCUYUAAUGCCUUUAAAGCUACCCUGCUUCCCUGUCAGCGAGUUCCCCCCAAACUGAGGGGGUGAAACGUGCUCACACAGCCUUGUCUGCAGGGUCUGUGAGGGGGGGUUCCUGAUUCUUGGAUCACUGUGCUAUCCCAGAGCUGGGUGGGAUGUGGGACCACAGAAUGUGAGACACAGAGUGACCUGAGCAUUGCUACUCCAUCUGCAGUGCAGGAAUUUGGAGCAGGACUUGUGGGUGGGUGGGCCAAAGCCAUGAAGCUCUUUGCAGGUGUCCCAUCAUCAGCUUGCAGUCUGAGUCUGCAGCUUUAAAGCAGAGCUGUUGCAGUGAGAGUGGCCAUGGACAUGAAAGAUCCCUAAAGCACACAAGUUGUGGGUGUUAAAGCCUAUGGGUGCUUAAGCAGAUUAGCAAACAAACAAAUCCUUUAAUAUUCUGGAAUGCUUCCUCACCACCUAAGUAGGGAUUAUUUCACCAAGCCAGCAAAUUCUAUCCUUCUACCUAGUGUAAAGUCUGCCUUUCAGAUAACUGUGCUUUUGGGUCUUAAAAAAAAAGGAAAAUCUGAAAGUAUAUUGAAAAUGUCUGCGUGGAUUUCAAGAAAACCACAGAAAUGGUAAAGGGAGCUGUUAAAAAUGUUCAAGACUCUGUGAAAACUGAGGUUGUUGCAGUGCUGGCAGUAGCAUAUGUAGGAUGCUACACUGCAAUGGUUCCUACAAUUUUAUCUUUAAUGCUUGUUUUACAAAACUCACUACCACUUUAUGUACAAAUACGUGACACAAUUCACCCACCACUUUCUCCUUAGUCCUGUGAAAAUCUUGCUUAAACUGUCAGCUUUCUAUCUGAAACAUGCAGAAACAACCGGUUGCCUCGGUCUGAUUCCACUUCCAGGCUUUCAUCAUCUGCGAUUUUGGUAAAAAGCUGCUUUUGUUAAUGUGUAAUGCCUCAUAGUAACCGGUUACACUUUUACUACAAAGGGGUGUUUUAUUUUCCCGAGGGAUGAAUAGUAAUCAAGGAUCAGCUGGUAGUGCCAAGUGCCCUGAUAACACAAUUGGCUGCAUACAGCUUUGUUAGGCCCCUUCCUGCACUGGCUGGCUGGGGAGACUUCACAGAAGAUGUUGGGAGAGCUGUUCUUUACUUUCUUGGCUGUUGCAGAGCUGGAUUUUGGGAUCACUUUGUCAGCUGGGUGAGGAGGUAAGCGCCGGCUCCGAACACAUGAAGCCCUUACUGAUUAAAAACAGCAAGGGCAGGGUGGGCAAGGGGAUAGAUGGAGAAAACGUUUGAAAUUAAACAUGUAAAUUAGAAGGAUUACCCUGGAAUUAAUCACUGACUGAUUUUCUAGAAAGGUGGGGUGGGUUGGAAGGAGACAGAAAGUGGGAAUAUCKAUUCUAAUCAGAGUAGGGGCUGAUGUGUGUUAUUUUGAUGCUGAUUUAGGUGAGCUGAAGAAGGGCUGCAGUCACCCUGGCCCUGUAGUAGGAAGUGUCUCCYUGCUAAGCACAAAGUGGAGUCUGGCUUUGAUCUGAUUAACCCCAUCAGCACUGGAGUAGCAGGUGUGUUUCUGGAGCUUGACUCUUGCAGACACUUGAGGUGCAUACAAAGUGGCAGAGAUUACUUCAGAACAAAG
Molecule: messenger RNA, 9549 nt
Organism: Malurus melanocephalus (red-backed fairy wren)
Lineage: Eukaryota; Metazoa; Chordata; Aves; Passeriformes; Maluridae
Gene: AFG2A
Product: AFG2 AAA ATPase homolog A
Exons: 16
Coding region: 16-2709 (897 amino acids)
Cellular component (GO): cytoplasm
Molecular function (GO): ATP binding; ATP hydrolysis activity
Source: RefSeq, a predicted model, not a curated record